This is a messenger RNA of Ostrea edulis (European flat oyster), 1876 nucleotides long. RefSeq lists its product as uncharacterized. NCBI's taxonomy places the organism in Eukaryota, Metazoa, Mollusca, Bivalvia, Ostreida, Ostreidae. The record is from RefSeq and is a predicted model, not a curated record. The coding region runs from base 1 to 423 and encodes 140 amino acids. The transcript has 2 exons.
AUGGUGUCACGAGGCUGUGCUCCUUCUAAUCGACCAGAAUUCACUGGAGAAGAAUGCAGUAGGAAAUUUCGAUCCCUGAAAAUGAGGUAUAAAAUUAUCAUGGAGAGAAAUUCUAAGACUGGCAACAGUCGCCAGUCUUGGCAGUACUUCAGUCAAAUGGAGAAUCUUCUUCUUGGUGACCCUGCAGUACAACCAGUGGCUGCAGCCUCCAGCUUACCAACAACAUCAGCACCAACUCCAACUCCAUCCUCUCCUAAGAAAAGGAAAACCAACAGUUCGAGAGAACCCAAAUGGGUAGGAAGUUUCAGGGCAGAGCUUCGGGCUAUGCACGAGGAGAGGAUGGAGUUGGAGAAGUCGAAGCUAAGUCUGGAGGAGAGGAGGGUCCAGGCUUUGGAACGUCUGGCCAAUGCCUCAGACCAAUAGGUAAUUAAAAUAUACCCCAUGUAAAUGUAAUCAGUUGUAGCUUAAUAAAACACUACCUGUCACUAAGAUAUAUAUAACAGUUAUACCUUAGUCUUGUCAAUUAUAUAUGGAUACCCUUACCAAAAUAUACAUGUAAGCCCUCUGGCACACAGUUGCAGCGCAUUUGCAGCAAGUUUGCCGCAACUAGUUGCAGCGCAUUUGCCACAAGUAUACUUUUCGUAUGCAAAUUUUUCCUCUGGCACACAGUUUGCAGCACAGUCUUGCUGCAUACUUCUGGUGCACAGUUUGCCGAAUUUUUGCGGCACACUUCUGGCACUGUCUGCUCGAAAUUAAUUUAAGGUGUCCUAUAUAAACUGUAGUUACAAAAACACAAUAACAAUUCAAUUAAUAUAAUUUCAAGAACAAUGACAUAGCAAGUAAUCUUUAACAUACCAGUAUUCAAAAAUACAAACUAAAAAAAAUGAUUCAAGAACAGAAAUGACCAGGUUGGUGUAAAAUAUGUAAUCUAUCAUAGGAACAGCAAUAGAAAACAUACUGGAAAAUGACAAAUUUAAUAAAUGUAGAAUUUUUCCAAGAAAACACCAGAAGCAUUUUUAAAAUGUCACAUGUAUAUAUCUUCAAUGUUUUUAUAACAUCUAUAAUGUACAGUUCUGAAAAAUGUUAAGUAAAACCUGUAAGACGAGUUCGUUACACAUAGUACAUGUACCAUGCUUAAAAAAAAAUGACGAAGUUCAACUUCAUCAUGCACAUGUAAAUUUUUCAAAGAAUGCCUGCCUGAUCACUUCCAAAAAGAAACAUGCACAUUUGCAAUGCUUCCAUAACAGUUGUACAAGGUUUGAAGGAGAUCAAAUAAAUGCUGUAAGAGGAGUUGAUAACAAAAAUAGGUACCGUCUACGUGUAUUCAGGAAUGCUUAAAACAAAUACAAAGUUCAACUAAACAUAAAUUUUUUGAAAACUGUCAGAUUAUUUUCAAGAAGACAUUCGUACAUCUUUAAAUCAAUGUGUUCACAACAACUGUACAAAGUUUGAGGAAUGUCAAGUUAGAGGUGUACAAGGAGUAGAUCACCCAAAAUAUGUACUCUCUAUUGAAGAAAUGCUUAAAAAUGACUAAGUUCAACUACAUGUAAAAAAAAAAAAAAAAAAAAAAAUGUCUAAUCACUUUUCAAAAAGACACAUGCACAUCUUCAAUAUGUCUAUAUAACAACUGUACAAAGUUUGAGGAAUGUCAAGUUAGAGGUGUACAAGGAGUAGAUCACCCAAAAUAUGUACUCUCUAUUGAAGAAAUGCUUAAAAAUGACUAAGUUCAACUACAUGUAUAAAAAAAAAAAAAAAAAAAAAAAAAAAAAAAAAAAAAUGUCUAAUCACUUUUCAAAAAGACACAUGCACAUCUUCAAUAUGUCUAUAUAACAACUGUACAAAGUUUGAGGAAUGUCAAGUUAGAGGUGCAACAGGA